Molecule: messenger RNA, 417 nt
Organism: Phaeoacremonium minimum UCRPA7
Lineage: Eukaryota; Fungi; Ascomycota; Sordariomycetes; Togniniales; Togniniaceae
Product: putative ring finger domain-containing protein
Exons: 2
Coding region: 1-417 (138 amino acids)
Molecular function (GO): protein binding
Source: RefSeq, a predicted model, not a curated record
AUGGUUGUGAUAGGUUUCCAAGAUGGCAAAGGCGGACAGCUGCGUUACACGUUGCAGGAUCUUGUAGGCGGACGCCGACUGCAAAUCGAGCCUGUUGGCGAUUCCGGCCUGCAGAAAUGGUUCUGGUACGAGGGCAACCAAAAGCUGGAGAGGCUCGUAGCGAAAGAUGUUUCGGCUACGGCUGUCUCAACGGAUGACUCGGCCACUUAUACAGACAAGUUCCCACCCAAUGGCGGUAUAGGUUGGCGAGCUUUCGCACGAUGGACAUGGCUUCCUGCUGCGGGGUCAGAGGACGAGUUACUCUUCCCUAAGGGCGCUGAGAUCCGGGAGGUUGAGGAUGUGAACGGGGAAUGGUUCCAUGGCGUCUACAUGGGCGCUAAGGGACUAUUCCCUUCUCCAUACGAGUUUCUAGGGUAA